This is a messenger RNA of Gadus macrocephalus (Pacific cod), 3425 nucleotides long. RefSeq names its product balbiani ring protein 6-like. The transcript has 2 exons. Lineage: Eukaryota; Metazoa; Chordata; Actinopteri; Gadiformes; Gadidae. The record is from RefSeq and is a predicted model, not a curated record. Bases 2223 to 3200 code for a protein of 325 amino acids.
CUGGACGGUGGCGGUGGUGUCUGGUCUCACUGGACGGUGGCGGUGGUGUUACUGGUCUCUCUCUGGACGGUGGCGGUGGUGUUACUGGUCUCUCUCUGGGCGGUGGCGGUGGUGUCUCUGGUCUCACUGGAUGGUGGCGGUGGUGUAACUGGUCUCUCUCUGGACGGUGGCGGUGGAGUCUCUGGUCUCUCUGGACGGUGGCGGUGGUGUCUCUGGUCUCACUGGACGGUGGCGGUGGUGUCUCUGGACGGUGGCGGUGGUGUCUCUGGUCUCUCUCUGGACGGUGGCGGUGGUGUCUCUGGUCUCUUCUGGACGGUGGCGGUGGUGUUACUGGUCUCUCUCUGGACGGUGGCGGUGGAGUCUCUGGUCUCUCUGGACGGUGGCGGUGGUGUUACUGGUCUCUGGACGGUCGCGGUGGUGUCUCUGGUCUCUGGAAGAUUGCGGUGAUCUCUCUGGUCUCUCUAGACGGCAGCGGAGGUGUCUCUGUUUUUUCUCUGGACGGUGGCGGUGGUCUCUUGUCUCUCUGGAUGGUGGCGGUAGUGUCUCUGGUGUCUGGGCGGUCGCAGUAGUGUCUCUGGUCUCUCUCUGGACGUUGGCGGUGGUCUCUGGUCUCUGGAUGGUGGCGGUAGUGUCUCUGGUGUCUUUGGGCGGUCGCAGUAGUGUAUCUGGUCUCUCUCUGGACGUUGGCGGUGGUCUCUGGUCUCUCUGGAUGGUGGAGGUGGUGUCUCUGGGCGGUCGCAGUAGUGUCUCUGGUCUCUCUCUGGAUGGUGGCGGUGGUGUCUCUGGGCGGACGCAGUCGUGUCUCUGGUCUCUCUCUGGACGGUCGCAGUAGUGUAUCUGGUCUCUCUCUGGAUGGCGGCAGUGGUGUCUCUGGGCGGUCGCAGUAGUGUCUCUGGUCUCUCUCUGGACGGUGGGAGGUCUCUGGUCCCUAACCUUAGCUUCUCCCUUCACAAAUUUGCAAAUAUUUGGGUUGUGCGGACAACACACUCUAAACCUUGUUAACACGGUCGUGCUGUCAGGAUAACUUCCAUCCCACUCUCAAGUCGUGACGAUGGAUCCCCUUGUCUCUCUGUUCCCGUCCCUCUCUUACGGGAUGAGUGAUGACCUUCCGCGGUGAGGAUGGGUGGCCAAGGAGGCGCCAAGUCCCAGUCCUCCCAUUACUCACCCACACACCGCCGGGUCAAUACCCUCCUCCCAUGUCUUCCUCGAAACAGGCUGUGAAAUCAUGUGACUUGUUCAGUAGAACUUCAUGCAUCCAGUAUUCAAGUUCAGCCCAAUGCCGCCCACAGCUAUGAUGAGCUUGAUCAGUCGGGGGAGGAGAGCCUGGGAGCUUCUGGUUCAUUUGAGGGCAUUGCAUCGCUGAAGAAGGUAACAAUGAGGAUUCUAUGGAUCUGAUGUGUCAAAGGGGGGACAUAAUGCCACCAGCUGUGAGUGGGAUUAGCCAUUGCAAGCAGUUUUUCCUGUGGAAUCUGCCUUUUGCUGUAUUUAAGUGACGUCACAUGUGGGGUGGUCCAUCUAGAUGUACGCUGGAUAGUUCAGCCUACCUGCUUAUCUACCCAUCAUACAUCUAUGGGGAAACGCCCACUUGUUAUGGCACUAAUGGGAGUAAAAGGCAGAUUUUCAAACGGUUUUAAAUGGCUAAUCACUCACCCCUGGGGUGAGUGUCAAUUCCAGUCUGAGACUUUACACACUCUGCUUUUACCACACUUAAAAGUUCCUAAAUUAGCUUGUUACAUUAAACUAUUUUUGUAUUGUAUUGCUCAUGUUCAAGUAAAAAGGAACCAAAAAGGAUUGUUGCACUAAAAUUGUGAUUUACUUUAUUUGUCAACAGUCAUAUGUUGCUAUGCACUACUGUAGGCAACCGGCUGUGUUGUAUUCAGGCUACUUAUCUCAAAUCUAAGUUACUCACCUUUGUGUGUGUGCCCGAGUGCGUCAAUGAAUACAUGGCAUCCCUAUAAUAGGAGCGUAAUGGAUGGAAGAAAAGCAACUUACCACUGGGGGGCAGUAGUGGGUCAGUGAAAACUGUUAGCAUUGCAGCAUAAAAAACAUCAAGGGAGGGAUGUGGCGAUACGAAAACAGCCACAAGUGAAAGUGAAUAUUAGGUGCAUCCGUAUGAAAGGUGGCCCUAUGCACUCCAUUAAUAGUAUAACGCUAGAUCAUAUUCAAAUGUAUUCAGAAUAAACAACCAUGUCAAUCUUCUGCUCCCCUCAUCCCCCUCCAAUAUGAUUUGGUUUUCCUUAUUUUUUGUUGUGUUGCAUCCAGAGACAGCAUCCUCCAAAGAGAGACAAGAGACACCACCGCAACCAUCCAGAGAGAGACCAGCGACGCCAACGCCCCCAUUGAGAGAGAGAUCAGAGAAACCCCCGCCCGUCCAAAGAGGGACCAGAGAGAGACCCGAAACCGCCGCCACUGUCCAGAGAGAGACCAGAUACCACCGCCACUGUCCAGAGAGAGACCAGCGACCUCCGCGACCGUCCAGAGAGAGACCAGUGAGAGACCAGAGAUCACUGCCACCGUUCAGAGACCAGAAACGCCGCCAGCACCGUCCAGAGAGAGACCUGAGACACCACUGCCACCGUCCAGAGAGACCAGAGACAACACCGCCACCAUCGAGAGAGAGAGAGAGAGAGAGAGAGACCAGAGAAACCAAUGCCCUGUCCAAAGAGAGACCGGAGACACCACCAUCCAGAGAGAGAUCAGAAACCACCGCCACCGUAGAGAGAGAGAGACCAGUGAGAGACCAGAGAUCACUUCCACCGUCCAGAGAGAGACCAGAGACACCGCCGCCAACGUCCAGAGAGAGACCAGAGACAACAGAGUGUGGCUGUCUGAGUGUGUUGUUCUGUCCUCCUGCCUCCCUGCCCCGCCUCUCCAGGCUCCUCCCCUCCAGGCUCCUCCCCUCCCUGCUCCGCCUCUCCAGGCUCCUCCCCUCCAGGCUCCUCCCCUCUGGCCACUUUCACACACAAUUCCAAAAGGACGUCUUUUCGGGAUCAAUUGCUUGGUCACUCUGCAAAAGAUUAUGCUACCCAAUUUCACAAACGAAAAAUACACACAUACACACACACACGCACGCACACGCGCACGCACACACACUCACUGUCUCCAUCCCGCUAGAUACACCUGAUGAAUGGCUCCACUUGUGGAGAUCUUUCAGAUAUGACUUUACAAAACAAAGACAAUAUACGGCUGUAAUAAUAUAAAGAUAACGGAUGAAAGGCAAUAAACGCACACGGUUAGGAAAAGUGCAGAUGCUUGAACUGACAAACAGCAGUUGAGGCGUUCUGCUUGUAGACAUAAACAAAGGACUCCUUUAAUACCUUUAAAUUGUACACCUCUUCACUCCUUGAUGGCUGGGGAGGGCCGAAGGGACACGGCUGGUUGUGGUCUCCCUCACUGGUGGGCGAGGAGGGCCCCCCCGGGGCCGA